AUGGGCACAGGUGCUCCCUGUGUGGAUCUGGCGGGCACAGGUGCUCCCUCUGUGGAUCUGGCAGGCACAGGUGCUCCCUCUGUGGAUCUGGCGGGCACAGGUGCUUCCUGUGUUGAUCUGGCGGGCAAAGGUGCUUCCUGUGUUGAUCUGGCGGGCACAGGUGCUUCCUGUGUUGAUCUGGCGGGCACAGGUGCUCUCUGUGUGGAUCUGGUGGGCACAGGUGCUUCCUGUGUGAAUCUGGCGGGCACAGGUGCUCUCUGUGUUGAUCUGGCGGGCACGGGUGCUCCCUGUGUUGAUCUGGCGGGCACAGGUGCUUCCCGUGUUGAUCUGGCGGGCACAGGUGCUUCCCGUGUUGAUCUGGCGGGCACAGGUGCUUCCCGUGUUGAUCUGGCGGGCACAGGUGCUUCCCGGGUUGAUCUGGCAGGCACAGGUGCUCUCUGUGUGGAUCUGGCGGGCACAGGUGCUUCCCGUGUGGCUCUGGCAGGCACAGGUGCUCUCUGUGUGGAUCUGGCGGGCACAGGUAUGGGGUCCGAAACCUCCAUUAUCGCCCACCACCGUCCCGCAGCAAGGGCCGUAGUAAGCUCAUCUGAGUACUCAGUAGAUGAUGACUGCUCUGCACUCUCAAAAAUGGUGGGCAUGGUUGACAAACUCAUAUCGAUUUUGAGUGAUUGUGAAAUCACAGAGAAAGAUUGUGCUGCUCUGACUUCAGCUCUGAGAUCAAACCCCUCACAACUGAGAGAACUGAAUCUAGAUAAUAGAAACCUACGAGAUCCGGGUGUGAAGCUUCUCUCUGUUGUACUGGAGGAUCCUGACUGUAAACUGGAGAAACUCUGGUUGAGGGAUUGUGGAGUCACAGAUGAAGGUUUUGCUGCUCUGACUUCAGCUCUGAGAUCAAACCCCUCACACCUGAGACUACUGGAUCUGUCUGGGAAUAAACUAGGAGAUUCAGUUCCUCUGCUCUCUGCUGUACUGGAGGAUCCUCACUGUAAACUGGAGAAUCUGUGGUUGAGUUAUUGUGGAGUCACAGAUGAAGGUUUUGCUGCUCUGACUUCAGCUCUGAGAUCAAACCCCUCACACCUGAGACUACUGGAUCUGACUGGGAAUAAACUAGGAGAUUCAGUUCCUCUGCUCUCUGCUGUACUGGAGGAUCCUCACUGUAAACUGGAGAAUCUGUGGUUGAGGUAUUGUGGAGUCACAGAUGAAGGUUUUGCUGCUCUGACUUCAGCUCUGAGAUCAAACCCCUCACACCUGAGACUACUGGAUCUGUCUGGGAAUAAACUAGGAGAUUCAGUUCCUCUGCUCUCUGCUGUACUGGAGGAUCCUCACUGUAAACUGGAGAAUCUGAGGUUGAGGUAUUGUGGAGUCACAGAUGAAGGUUUUGCUGCUCUGACUUCAGCUCUGAGAUCAAACCCCUCACACCUGAGACUACUGGAUCUGACUGGGAAUAAACUAGGAGAUUCAGUUCCUCUGCUCUCUGCUGUACUGGAGGAUCCUCACUGUAAACUGGAGAAACUGUGGUUGAGGGAUUGUGGAGUCACAGAUGAAGAUUGUGCUGCUCUGACUUCAGCUCUGAGAUCAAACCCCUCACAACUGAGAGAACUGAAUCUAGAUAAUAGAAACCUACGAGAUCCGGGUGUGAAGCUUCUCUCUGUUGUACUGGAGGAUCCUGACUGUAAACUGGAGAAACUCUGGUUGAGGUAUUGUGGAGUCACAGAUGAAGGUUUUGCUGCUCUGACUUCAGCUCUGAGAUCAAACCCCUCACACCUGAGACUACUGGAUCUGUCUGUGAAUAAACUAGGAGAUUCAGUUCCUCUGCUCUCUGCUGUACUGGAGGAUCCUCACUGUAAACUGGAGAAUCUGGGGUUGAGUUAUUGUGGAGUCACAGAUGAAGGUUUUGCUGCUCUGACUUCAGCUCUGAGAUCAAACCCCUCACACCUGAGACUACUGGAUCUGUCUGUGAAUAAACUAGGAGAUUCAGUUCCUCUGCUCUCUGCUGUACUGGAGGAUCCUCACUGUAAACUGGAGAAACUGUGGUUGAGGUAUUGUGGAGUCACAGAUGAAGGUUUUGCUGCUCUGACUUCAGCUCUGAGAUCAAACCCCUCACACCUGAGAGAACUGGAUCUGACUGGGAAUAAACUAGGAGAUUCAGACAUGAAGCUUCUCUCUGAUCUAAAGAAUGAUCCACAUUAUAAACUGGAGACACUAUAUUGUAAGUGGAUUAUUUACUACAGAUUACAAAACACGGUAAUUUGUAACAUUUUUCGUUAGAUUACACAAGCUUUGUAACCUAAUCUAAAUAAUUUAGAAUACUUUGGAAUACUAAUAAGGUUUGUAACACACAGGGUCCACCAAACA
Molecule: messenger RNA, 2355 nt
Organism: Rhinichthys klamathensis goyatoka
Lineage: Eukaryota; Metazoa; Chordata; Actinopteri; Cypriniformes; Leuciscidae
Product: ribonuclease inhibitor-like
Exons: 14
Coding region: 1-2268 (755 amino acids)
Molecular function (GO): protein binding
Source: RefSeq, a predicted model, not a curated record